AUGCUCAGGUGGAGAGCAAGGAACUGGAGCACCCCUGGGCUGGGAUUCUCCAUGGCAUCACCUGCCUGUCCUAGAAAGGAAGGUCCCCACCCACCCAAGCCCACCUCAUCCCAGCCAUACCUGCCCUGUGCAGGCCCCCUGGGCCCUCCAUGCCCAGCUGGAGUUGGGCAGUGUGACCCACACCACACCAUGGCCUCCUCGGAUGGGCUGCAGUACCGGGCUCUCUACGAGUACCAGAAGGACCAGGAGGAGGACCUGGCACUGUGCCCUGGGGAUGUGCUGACAGUCAGCAGGGCCGGGCUGCUCAGCAGCCCCGACUAUAAGGACGGGGACGAGCGCAGCCCCCAGGGUUGGCUCCACGGCCUCAACGAGCGCACCAAGGAGCGUGGAAACUUCCCCGGCACCUACGUGGAGUACCUGGGUCCCACACGCAUCGUCCCUGCUGCCACCAAGGCCAGGCCACGACCCCUGCCCCCGCCACCUGCCGGGACCCCCCCACCCUGGGGUCUCCAUGGGCAGGCAGAGCCCACUGACCAUCCUACCCUCCCCGAGCAGGCACUGCCAACCAUAGCCAGGCUCAUCGAGGCACUGGAAAAACAAGGUCUCGAGAGUGAGGUGCUCUACAGAUCUGCUCCUGGUGAUCUGGGGGAUGCUGAGCUGAAGCAGGCUCUUCUGGCAGAUCCCUUGGCCGUGGACAUGGAUCUGUACGAUGCUCAGACACUGGCAGAGGCCCUCAAGUGGUACCUCCAAGAGCUCCCAGCACCCCUGAUCCCUCCAGCUCUAUACACUGACUUGGUCCACAUGGCUCAAGAAACCCCAGGCCUGGAGGAGUGUGGCCAGCGAGCCAGAGCCCUGCUGGUCCCUCCAGCCCUGCCACAGCCCCAGGCUCUGCUCCUGGGCCAACUCACCCAACACUUCAGCCACCUCUGCCAGGGCACCCGCCGGAGCCGCCUCUCACCCCGGCUCUUCGGAGAGCUCUUUGGGGAGCUGCUUCUCCACUCUGCAGCAGCCAGCACCGAGGCAAGCCCUGAGCUCCGUGCAAGGAUCCUGGAAUCCCUCAUCAUAGCUGAGACAGCAGAGGUGUCAGCAGCCCCAGCUCUUCCUCCAAAGCCCCCCAAACCAAUGACUCCAGUCAAUACAAAUGGAAUAAAGGACAAUUCCAGCUUCUCUCUGCAGGAAGCAGAGUGGUACUGGGGAGACAUUUCAAGGGAAGAAGUAAAUGACAAAUUACGAGACAUGCCAGAUGGAACAUUCCUGGUGCGGGAUGCAUCAACCAAGAUGCAGGGAGACUACACUCUGACAUUACGGAAGGGUGGCAACAAUAAACUGAUAAAGAUCUAUCAUCGGGAUGGAAAAUAUGGCUUUUCUGAUCCACUGACAUUUAAUUCAGUUGUGGAACUGAUUAACCACUACCGUAAUGAGUCUCUGGCUCAGUAUAACCCAAAGCUGGAUGUGAAGUUGAUGUAUCCAGUGUCCCGAUACCAGCAGGAUCAGUUGGUGAAAGAAGAUAAUAUAGACGCAGUAGGUAAAAAGCUUCAAGAAUACCAUGCUCAGUAUCAGGAAAAGAGCAAAGAGUAUGACAAACUGUAUGAAGAAUAUACCAGAACAUCACAGGAAAUUCAGAUGAAGAGGACUGCAAUUGAAGCAUUUAAUGAAACCAUUAAGAUAUUUGAGGAGCAGUGCCACUCACAGGAGCGAUACAGCAAGGAAUACAUUGAGAGGUUUCGUAGGGAGGGGAAUGACAAAGAGAUUGAACGGAUAAUGAUGAACUAUGAAAAAUUAAAAUCCCGUCUGGGUGAGAUCCAUGAUAGUAAAAUGCGCCUGGAACAAGAUUUGAAGAAACAAGCUCUGGACAACAGGGAGACUGAUAAGAAAAUGAAUAGCAUCAAGCCUGACCUAAUUCAGCUUCGCAAAAUCAGAGAUCAGUAUCUGGUAUGGCUCAAUCACAAAGGGGUGAGACAGAAGCGAAUAAACGACUGGCUGGGAAUCAAAAAUGAAAAUAUUGAUGACACAUAUUUUGUGAAUGAAGAAGAUGAAAACCUGCCACAUCAUGAUGAAAAAACUUGGUUUGUCGGGGAUCUCAACCGUAUCCAAGCAGAAGACUUGCUCUGUGGGAAACCUGAUGGAGCAUUUUUAAUUCGAGAGAGCAGCAAGAAAGGAUGUUAUGCUUGUUCUGUGGUAGCUGAUGGAGAAGUGAAACACUGUGUGAUCUACAGCACUCCAAGAGGUUACGGGUUUGCAGAACCAUAUAACCUGUACAGCACACUUAAGGAUUUGGUUCUUCAUUACCAGCAGACAUCCCUUGUCCAACACAACGAUUCCCUAAAUGUCAGGCUUGCUUAUCCUGUCUACGCACAGAUGCCCCCCUCUCUCUGCAGAUAAAUUUUGGGGAGAAGGAAAGUGUUGGCUAUCUUGGAUUCUUUUCUACAAUUUUUAUUAGAACUUGGAGGGCAUUCUUUCUCCUUAGACUGCUUGUUUUGCACAAGAAGUGAUUCUGUGAAUGUGAAUCAAAAAGAGGCCUAGCAGCAACAAGAUGACAACUUGGGUGUAGGUGUCCUGGUGCUACCUUAAAAGCUCAGCUGUGCUUUUACACUGAUACUUUUGUUUCCUUAUGAGGGGAAAAAACUCAACACAAUACAUACAAAAUUAAUGGAAGCAAAACAUCGAUUUAUGGAGAAUUUUUUGCCAGGCACCUUCAGUGGAACUUGUAGUUGGAUUUUGUUUUCUCUUGUUCUUGUAGAGACAAUUUGAAGCCUCUGCUGGAGGCCUCAGUAAUGUCUUUCAGUCUUAAGCUCCCAAGAAACUAGGGAGGGAAACUCUACCACAGCAAUUCUUCUCUGUUAAUUUUAGCAGCUUCACUGCGAUUCAGCCAAACUUCCAAAAGAGGGCUUGUCUUGAGGUAGCAUGGAAUUUGGUGAGAGAAGACCAAAGGAAUUAUGGGAAAGCUUCAGGUUUUAUUUAAAUGGAAAAAUGCUUGUAAAGAAACGUUGCUUUAUUUUUUGCCAACAGUAACAAAGUUUUGGUUUCAAUGGCACUACAGGUCUUCACUCAAAGGAAACAUUUAUAACCAAAUUGAACACACCAAAACUUUGUUCAUUGCUAGAUUGAGCACUUAUGGGGAAGGUUGCAUUAGCAUCUGCACAUACUUUCUACACCAAAACUUGAAACAAAUAAAAGGAAAAGCUAAACAUUUGUGUGGCUUCAAAACACUAAAUUCGUUUGACCUGAUAUAAUUCCUCACUCUCCUCUUUCUUCACCUCCCUUCCUCCCAUUCCUAAGCUUGGGAUUCUGUUUUCAAUUGUUGAUGAUACUGUGCUUCAGAAUGUAAACUAGAAUGAAGCUUGCACUCACCUGUUGUAGUUCUCUUGCUGAACAAUGACAGGCUCUUUUAACACUUGAUUUUGGUAUAGAAGAGGCUUCUGGAUGGCUUAUUGUACCAAAUUCUCUCAUGUGGUCUAGUCCUUUCCAGUUGUAUAGAAAUGAGCAUGCUAAUUAUAGAUCUCCUCUGGCUCGUUUUUUAUAAGCUAGGUUCUGAACCCUCACACCACUGCAGCCAAGCAAGAUUUUACACUGGUGUAAUCUAAAUUCCCCUGUAGUUAUUUUGGACAUGAUGUAAAACACACGAAAGGAGCUGUACUCCUCAGUUAUUGUAUGUCUGGUACCAUCCUUUGGCAAGGGCUGCUGUCAAAUCCUGGAGUGGGUAGUCCUGGGCUUUGUCAAGUAUAGCAAUCAUCCAAUAAAUCCCCUCCCUGGAAAGUAUACAAAGUAGCUUAUUUCCAUUCCUUAAGCUUCUAAAAUGAAAAAGAGCUAAAUCUGGCAAACUCAACCACUUGGCAUCAAAGCACAACUGGCAAAGUAAUUGUUCAGCGUGCAACCUUGAAAGUUACUUUUGUUCCUGUUACUGGAAGCAGUUCCUUUGCAAUGCACCCAUUGUGCAGGACAGGAAGCAGACAGUCAUGCAGGUCUGAGAACCCUCUAGACCUGUUUCUGACCCUGGGGUUUAUUGCCUAGUCAAAUGGUGGGGUUUUUUUUCCUAUAAUACCUAGGCAGUAAUGCAAGGCUUGUCAAUUUCUGAUGUUUACACUAAAAGUAUUAUUUCGCUUGAAUGUCAUGAAUUUGCAAGCAGGGAAGUGAAAAGGCUGGAGCAUGACAGCUGUUGCAGGAAGGGGAGUCUGGUUGCCUGGCAUGCCUGUGAGAUGUUUUAUUUUGCACUAAUGACCCUGACACAUCCCAGGUGCUUUCUAGUCAGCCAGAAUGUAAUCUUUAGGCAAAGAAUUCUGUAGAUGACACACUUUUCUAAUUAAAUGAAACACUACAAAGCUUAGCUAAACCUAGGUGAGAGAAUUUGUGCAAGCUGCUCUGUCAGAGUCACCCACAUCUGCUCGUGUGUCUCUUCUGUCCAGCUUCCCCAAGAAAAGGAAAAGCAAGAUGUAGCCUUUGCUCUUAGGGAAAAUCUCAAAUGAAUUCUUCAGUGGUAUAUGGACGUGGAAAAAUUUCUUUUUAAAGUAACUUGCCCUACUGCUUGGAUAAUCUGCAGUUCUAAUCUGGUAACUGUAAAGCUGUCAUUCUCACACCUCUUGUCCAUCUGACAUUCCCUUGGUGCUGGGCUGGGUCCAAAUGCCCAAUGAGAGAAAUCAGUUAAGACACAAAAGAUAGCCAGGUGCCUCAUGCCUGUGCCAGAGAAGUGUCUGCUUGUUUUCUCCUCCUUUGUGAUAUUGCUGAACUCUCCUCUGUCCACAGUGUUAAUGCCAGAGGCUGAUGGGUUAUGUAUUUCUGAUCCCUGUUUUUGAGAUAGGGACAACCUGGCUGAAGUGUUUCCCAUCUGAGCUGGUUUUAGAUAGGGCUCAGUUUUGUUUUAAACAAACGCAGGUCUCCUUUCAGGGUCAUAAAUCCUGGCACACCCUCUCAGCACUGACAGCAGCGGGAUAGCAAAGCGGGACUGUCUGAAGUUUCCCAGUUGUGGAAUCUGACUGAUCCUGUGAGGUCUUGGUCCAGGCUCCAGCCCUGGCUCUGCCAAGGUAAAUACAGUGUAAUUCCAUUGGCGUCUCUGAAGGUAGCUUGGCUUUAGAGUGGUGUGAGUGAGUUGGGAUUCUGGCCCCUUGCUCUCCGAGAUCUCUUCGCUGAUCUCAGGUGUGAUGUAUUUGCUGUGAGUGAUGCACUCGGAGCCAAUAAGCCAUCUUGAAGCCAUCUUUGAACUCCUGCUUUGCCAAACCUUCAGAUCAGGGCUGUGGGCAGGCUCUGCCCAUGUGUUUGGCUCCGUUAUCCUCAGCAGUCUCUCUGAGGCCGUGUUUUGCCACCGUCUCUCUUUGUGUUUGGUUUAGGGACCUGAGUCCUGGCUGCUAUUAUUGCUCCCCUUUGACUCUCACAUGCCAUUGCACAGAUUCUUUUUGCAUCCAUUUUGCACUUGUAGGACAAAUGAAAAUGGGUAUAAAAUUGACUGACCUCACAGGGUGAGGGCUUAGUCCUACUGUGCUCAGCCUGAUUCUUUUUGCUCAGUAGCGUUGGACCUGUGAGGAAACUUGUGGUGCCCAGGAGCUGGUCUACACUUGCACAACUGAGAAAUCAGAAAUGGGACUGUGAGAUGUAGGAUUAUACCCUAGUCCAAAAAGCAGCUGUUAAGCCUAAAACAAAUACAGGAAAAGUGAACAUAAAGACAAAGGAACUCAAGUUCAUUUAAAACAGUAAGAUGUGAGAAGGUUUUAGUUUCAGGAGUCAAAAUAUCAGGAGGAAAGAGGGGGAAAUAGUGUCACUGUUGUAGCAGCCAUCUGUUAUCAGACUGCAGUUAGAGGAGUACUGAUCUCAUUGACCCAUAUUGUAUUAAAUAUGUAUGUAGAGUUAAAUAACUUUUGCACAGUGUUAAACGGGGGUGGGGGUGUUGAAACUCAAAUAUGCACAGUUUCUUCUAAUCUGUUUUGAAGUAUAUUUGCAGGGAACAGGGGUGAUUCAGUAUUUUGUAUUUGUAUGGAUGGAAAUCAGGUCUUCUUCCACAGUUGCCAUUGGCCCCAUUGCAUCAGCUACGAGUGCCAUGUUUUUGAAGUUAGUAAGUUUUAAAUCUUUUCACACUAGUUUCUAUAUUGAUUACAAGUAAUAUCUUAGAAUGGGAAGAACCAAUCUAAAAGCAGAGGGAUGUCCUGACAGACACUUCACUGACAUGUGAAGGGAACAGUAUGUGAUCCAUCCCUUUCUGAUACUGGAGUGCUCUAGAUUUGGGUGUUGUAUUUUGUUGGGCUUUUUUAAUUCUGUGAGAAGCAGUGCAACUGUGUUGGUUAUUGCAAUCUACAGUUAUAUCCAGUCCAGUCCUCUGUCUUAUGCCAAAAAUAAAAUGCUCUUUCCACACCCAUCUCUCUUGAUGUGGCAGAUGGUAAAGAAGUUUUCCAUUUAAUAUGAUGGGCCUGAUUCUUUUCUCACUGACACAAGUGUAAGCAAGACUUCCCCAACUGAAAAACACGACAGGAAAAGAGCUUGUAUUUAAUCAUACCUGAAUUCAAGUCACAGCAGGGCAAAAAUCAGUUUGCCCUUUGCAAAGCCAGGCAACUGUAAUGGGAACUGUGGAAAUGAACAUGGACAUUAGUGGUGUUUUGGGUAGGACAGGGAAAGAGGAGAGUCUUGGUUGCCCCAAAUCCGGGGCUCUCUGCAGGCUUGGGUGGCACCAGGUCCAUAACUGAAUGCUGUGGCUGUUUAAAACAGCAGAAUUGCUAUAGGAGUGUCACAUCUUAAGUUUGGAAAAGCCCCUUAUUUGGUACUUGAACAAUCUCACUUCUGUUUUUGAAUGUCUGUUUAAUUUUAAUUUUUUUUUUACACCAACAGGGAAUAAAAAUCUGAAAUGUUAGUGAGUCUUGUAUGCUUGCUGCAUUGUGCAGACAUGAAACAGGUACUGCUUGUGGAUUGGGAGGGGUAAGGGACAGGUUCAAAAUGAAGUUUCACAAAGCACUAUGAUGGGUUGGGGGUUGUUUUGUUUAGAUCAUGUUUAAUAGCAGAUUUUGUUACAUGUAAGUUUCUUUAUGUUGAUUUGCAGUCUCUACCUUUGGAACAGUUAAAUCAAAAUAGCAUUGCCUAGGAGCAAAGAUGCUGUGAGGGGAGGGGGAUCAGGCUUGCUCAAAUUCAGUAUUCAAAGCAAAUUGCUUUAAAGAGGAAGGGUCAGUAUCCUAAAGCAUCCCUGUGAUUGCAGUUUGAUGAAGCAGUAGACAGACCCUGAUGUGGGACCUGCACCUUGCACCAUGAAAAAAAGAGUUGAUGCCAGAGCAGACCCUUCCCUUUGGAAUAAUUGGUUGUUUUCUCCUUAAAUGUCUGUGCAAGCAGAUAGUUAGGAUAUUAAUAGUUCUUAAGGAGUGGCUCCUCGUUCUGUAUUGGAAGGGAACUUUGCUGAUCCUGUCGUUUCCCUCGGCACAACAUGUGCAGCCAGGAGAAGGGAACCAAGUUACUAGCCCAAAUAAACAUGGGCCUGUUCGUUAAGCAGCUUGGCUAGUGAAGUACUGCAGGAGGAGUAGCUUUGGAUGGGGUCAGACGAAGUGUGUCCAACAUUUUUGUGAAUCUUGCACUCUGUGGGCAGAAAUACUUUCCACCAAAUGGGGAGGGGGGAAAAUAGUCUCUCUGGAAAUCUUUUCAGCUCCUUCCUGUUUGUUUGAAGGGGCAGAUAGGGAGCUUUAAGUCAUUAACCAUUUAGAUGAGGACAGUGCUUGAAGUGAUGGUCUUUGGGGCUGGCUCCAUACAAUUAAUGCAGAAUUGACUUUUUGGGUUUUUAUUGCUAUUGACCUAGAUUUGCCAUAUUUUAUGACUAGACUCACCAUUUGUUCUAAAAUUUGCCUUUUAAAAAAAUGUAAUACGAGCUUCAGAGAGGAAAAAAAAAAAAGUAAAAACGAGCCCUUACCGAUAGAAAAAAACCCCCACCUCAUUGAUCAACCCAUAUUACUGAAAACAGUUUUAAUUUGAGGCCCCCCCUCCACCACCUUCCUUUGGCAUUCUGUGAGAUGGGCCUUGGCACACGAGAGGGCUGAGGUUUCCCCCUGCAUUAGGCAGCACUGUGCCCAUGCACUUGCCAAGUGCUUAUAGUGAGGGGCUCGGGAGCAUUGGGAAAAAUUAUGGCAUCCAAAGAGAAAAAUAGUGUCACUGGGUGAAUAUCACCCCCUGGCACCAGUCUCGUGUCCUCAGGGGAGCUGUAGGAUGCUGGUGCCAGCCCUGAGCUGGUCUCUGUCAGGUGUGGUGGGGGUUUGUGUUCGGUCAGCUGGCUGGGGUUUUGGUCUGUUUUGGUUUUGUGAGUGAAUUCUACAUCCAGCAGAGAUAUGUUUGAUGAAACCUGUUAAUUUUGUAUAUCUGGCUGUUUAUUGCACCAUGGGAUUGUAAUGGUCUGCAACAUCUGUGUGUGAGUGUGGAUGUGUGUAUAUGUACUGUAUGUAUAUAGAUAUAUGUAAAAUAUAUUCACGUACACAUUUAUAUGCAUUAGCUGUAAGUGGCACUGCCCCUUAAGAAUAAAAACAAAAGUCACUGUUAGCACAUUCUGCCACGCGUUUAGGCAGAGUUGGUUUGGGGUUUUUUCUUUUUUGUCAAAUGAAAAGGAGUUUAUUGUGUUCAUCUUGCGUAUGUGCUUCUGAAAUGCUAAACUCUGGAUUUUCUUGGGGUGUUACUACUUUAUUUGUAAACCGAAUUGAAUUGGGAUGUUAUUUACUCUGGGACAAAGUACUCAACUUUGUCAGACCAAGGCUUAGCAAAAGGAACCCUCUUGCUCUCCUGCGAGGAGCAGUGACCAUUUGCACGUUUCAGUAGACCCCCAGACCUCCUGUCCAGAGCUGAUGUGCAAUGGGUGGUGUUGGUACAUGUCCCUUUGUGAGUGGACUCUUUGUAUAAGGUGUGGUUCAAUGUAAAGCAUGAGUGGGUGUUUGAUCUUGUAUCGAGGGCUGAAAUAACAGCACACUCCUUUGUACAACUUUUGCAUUAAUGUUUCUGCUUUUCUUUGACUUCUAUUUUCUUUAAGGGAAACUGCAUCUGUUAAGAACCUGCUUCUCCAGAAGCUAUCGAAUUAUUUUGUUUUCCAGGUGAAUUCCAGCAUGUAACUUUGGUACUCCUGUUUGUUACUUGUGUAAAACCUGUUCUUCUGUCGUUUAUGGUGUAGUCAAAAAAAAAAAAAAAAAAAAAAAAGAAAAAAAAAAGGAAUUAAUGUAGUUUAACUUUUAAAAAAAAGAAACAAACUGCUUCAUAAGGAAACCAAUUGUAUGUUAGUGUUUUCAGACAAGUCAUCCUGUAGUUUCUAGCUCAGUAAUGCAACACUGUACUUGUCACCAGGUGUGUUACAAUUUUGCUGUACUUUCUUUUACUAGAUGGUUGGGCUUUUAAAUCCCAGACACUAAGCAUCCUGGGCCUACUUGCUCUAGAUCAAAAAAAAAAAAAAAAUGCAAUAAAAAAUUGCAAUAAAGCACAUCGACAUGUAAUGUUUUAGAAGGAUGUACUGACAGCUGUUUCUAAUAAAUUCAGAACUGCAGCGUG
Calypte anna (Anna's hummingbird) is the source of this 9477-nucleotide messenger RNA. Its product is annotated as phosphatidylinositol 3-kinase regulatory subunit gamma-like. The record is from RefSeq and is a predicted model, not a curated record. Gene Ontology annotation, cellular component: phosphatidylinositol 3-kinase complex. Lineage: Eukaryota; Metazoa; Chordata; Aves; Apodiformes; Trochilidae. Gene Ontology annotation, biological process: phosphatidylinositol phosphate biosynthetic process; insulin receptor signaling pathway. Gene Ontology annotation, molecular function: 1-phosphatidylinositol-3-kinase regulator activity; protein binding.